Molecule: messenger RNA, 1226 nt
Organism: Tarenaya hassleriana
Lineage: Eukaryota; Viridiplantae; Streptophyta; Magnoliopsida; Brassicales; Cleomaceae
Product: high mobility group B protein 10
Exons: 6
Coding region: 32-979 (315 amino acids)
Molecular function (GO): DNA binding
Source: RefSeq, a predicted model, not a curated record
CGAACCUUUACCAAGAGGGCCAAAAAAAAAAAUGUUGUCGACCGAUAUUUCACCGCACUCUCAAAUUCACGUAGAGCAAAUUAAUGGCGGUUAUCCCUCAGACAACGACGACAACGGGUCCUCCGAUCUCUCUGUUUCUGCUAAGUACGAGGAUCUUGUUCGCAGCUCCGAUCUUUUCUGGGAAAAGCUCCGGUCUCUCCUCAGAUUCUCCGGUAAAUCUUUGAAAGUUCCUACUGUGGGUGGAAAUACUCUAGAUCUUCAUCGGCUUUUCAUUGAGGUCACAUCUCGAGGUGGCAUUGACAGGGUGAUUAAGGAUCGAAAAUGGAAAGACGUGAUAGGGGCAUUCAAUUUCCCAACAACGAUAACGAGCGCAUCUUUUGUCUUAAGGAAGUAUUAUCUCAAGCUGCUUUAUCAAUUGGAGCAGGUGUAUUGCAUCCAAAAACCGGUUUCUUCAAUGUCAUCGACAGAUGAAGCAAUGAGGAGUCUUGUCAAUGUAUCCCCAACCACUGAAGAAGGCAGCCAGGAACUGCAUGUUGGCUGUUCUGUUUAUGGAAUUAUUGACGGGAAGUUUGAUAACGGAUAUUUGGUGACCAUGAGGACGGGAUCAGAGGAGCUCAAAGGCGUGCUUUAUCACAUUCCUCAAACGCCUUGUCCUCCACACAAUCUGAAAACUUCUUCAGCCGUACCGUCAAGGCGGCAUAAGAAGAGACCAAGACUGGCUCUGGUGGAUUCUCAACGACCUAAAUGCCACAGAAGUGGCUACAACUUCUUUUUCGCGGAGCAGUAUGCAAGGCUUAAACCCGAAUACCAAGGGCAAGAACGAGCUCUCACCAAGAAAAUCGGGCACAUGUGGAGCACUCUCUCGGAAUCUGAAAAACAGGUUUAUCAAGAGAGAGGGGUGAAGGAUGUGGAGAGAUACAGGACGGAAAUGUUGGAAUACAAAUCUUCAUACGAGGCCAACGCGGCUGCAGCACAGUAGUAGCUCCUCUUCUCAUACUCUGUGUAUGUAACAUCUCUCUCUCUCUCUCUCCCCCCUUUUCGUACUUUUGAAAUGUUCUUUGUUCAAUCAGCUGCAUUAGGGUAGUGAGGUAUUUGUAGCAACUGUGGCGGACGCUUAGUAAAAGAUCAUUUUGUAGUGUUACUGGAUCUAGCCAUAGAUGCAGAUGCGGAAUCUUGUCAAACUCUUAAAAUAUGAGCUUUUUCUUUUCAAUUUGGUGCUUUUGGUA